Molecule: messenger RNA, 519 nt
Organism: Lactuca virosa
Lineage: Eukaryota; Viridiplantae; Streptophyta; Magnoliopsida; Asterales; Asteraceae
Source: the annotation of a GenBank genome assembly
AUGUUACCAACAUGGAUAGCGAACCCGGUCAUGGUAAGGAAUGCCAAUGGGGAAUGGCGAAUGUGCAUAGAUUAUUCAGAUAUCAACAAUGUCUGCCCAAAGGAUUGGUAUCCUCUCCCGGAGAUCGAUCAGAAAGUCCAAUCGCUUGAAGGUUUUCGAUUCAAAUGUUUUCUCAACGCAUAUAAGGGCUAUCACCAGGUGCAAAUGAAGCGAAAAGAUGAAGAAAAAACAACCUUUCAUACCGAAAAGGGCACCUUCUACUAUUAUAAAAUGCCAUUUGGGCUCAAAAACACUGGCGCUACUUACCAGAGACUGAUGGACAAGGUAUUCGCCGACCAAAUUGGUCGAAAUAUCGAAGUUUACGUCAAUGAUACGGUAAUCAAAAGCCGCAAUGAAGAGAUGUUACUCCAAGAUGUGGAAGAAACCUUCAAAACGUUAGUCAAAGCACAAAUGAAGUUAAAUACGACUAAGUGUACUUUCGGAGUCGAGGAGGGACAAUUCCUUGAUUAUCAGACUUGA